Molecule: messenger RNA, 1308 nt
Organism: Lodderomyces orthopsilosis Co 90-125
Lineage: Eukaryota; Fungi; Ascomycota; Pichiomycetes; Serinales; Debaryomycetaceae
Gene: RPT4
Product: proteasome regulatory particle base subunit
Exons: 1
Coding region: 1-1308 (435 amino acids)
Biological process (GO): positive regulation of RNA polymerase II transcription preinitiation complex assembly
Cellular component (GO): cytosolic proteasome complex; proteasome regulatory particle, base subcomplex
Molecular function (GO): proteasome-activating activity; ATP binding; ATP hydrolysis activity
Source: RefSeq, a predicted model, not a curated record
AUGGCAUCCGAUGAAAAUGACCCUCUUUUGCAAGCCUUAAAUGCAAAUUCAAAUAAUGACAACUCAGGAGAUAGUAACUCUAAUGACCCUUCUGAUGCAAAUCAAGAAGGUGGUUCCAAUCAACAGCCAUCAGAACCAAUUGAUCCUGAAAGAGAAAGAGCGCUUCUGAAAUUCAAAGACAAAUUGCUUGAACAUAGGAAAUGGGACGCAAGGUUGAAAGACUUGCGAUUGGGAAUACGAGACUUGGACAAGGAUUAUGAGAAAACUGAAAAUGAUAUCAAGGCAUUACAAUCGGUGGGUCAAAUUAUUGGAGAAGUGUUGAAGCAAUUGGAUGACGAAAGGUUUAUUGUUAAAGCUUCUAGCGGGCCACGUUAUAUUGUGGGUUGUCGAAAUACUAUCAAGAAAUCGAAUUUGAAAAACGGUGUCAGAGUGUCCUUAGAUAUGACGACUCUCACCAUCAUGAGAAUUUUACCUAGAGAAGUUGACCCAUUGGUUUAUAAUAUGACAACUUUCGAACCUGGUGAAAUAUCAUUCAAUGGUAUUGGUGGUUUGACAGAACAGGUGAGGGAAUUACGUGAAGUCAUAGAGUUGCCAUUAAAAAAUCCAGAGCUUUUUACGAGAGUCGGCAUCAAACCACCAAAAGGGGUUUUAUUAUAUGGCCCUCCUGGUACAGGUAAAACAUUAUUGGCCAAAGCUGUAGCAGCAACUAUUGGGGCAAACUUUAUUUUCUCCCCUGCUUCUGGAAUUGUUGAUAAGUAUAUUGGUGAAAGUGCACGGUUGAUUAGAGAGAUGUUUGCCUACGCUAAAGAACAUGAGCCUUGUAUUAUCUUUAUGGACGAGGUUGACGCUAUCGGUGGACGUAGGUUCAGCGAGGGUACUUCAGCAGAUCGUGAGAUCCAACGUACUUUGAUGGAAUUGUUAAAUCAAAUGGAUGGUUUUGACACAUUAGGACAAACAAAAAUCAUUAUGGCCACAAAUAGACCUGAUACUCUUGAUCCCGCGUUACUUAGAGCUGGAAGAUUGGACAGAAAGAUUGAAAUUCCUUUACCUAACGAAGCUGGUAGAUUGGAAAUUUUCAAAAUUCACACUGCCAAGAUAGCAAAGCAUGGUGAGUUUGAUUUUGAAGCUGCAGUUAAAAUGAGCGAUGGUUUCAAUGGAGCGGAUAUAAGAAAUGUUGUUACUGAAGCGGGGUUUUUUGCAAUUAGAGAUGACAGGGAGUACAUUAUACAGAAUGACAUCAUGAAGGCGGUGAGAAAAGUGGCAGAUAAUAAGAAAUUAGAAGGUAAGUUAGAUUACGAGAAACUAUAG